Messenger RNA from Caenorhabditis briggsae, 1509 nucleotides. It is a transcript of the gene Cbr-lact-2, whose product is annotated as Protein CBR-LACT-2. The transcript is spliced from 5 exons. NCBI's taxonomy places the organism in Eukaryota, Metazoa, Nematoda, Chromadorea, Rhabditida, Rhabditidae. Bases 1 to 1509 code for a protein of 502 amino acids. The record is from RefSeq and is a predicted model, not a curated record.
AUGGCGACGACGUCGACCACUGAAAUCACGACAACAGAAGACGUGGUGAUGAAAACGGACGACGACGUGGUGGUGGACGAAGGAGAAGAAGAAGAGAAAACAGAAGAGAGGAAACAACGACAACGUUUUCUGCUGGAAACGGGUUCAUUGCAGCGUCGACUGUUGAUCUACGGAAUUGCUGGUAUUCUCGCCGCCGUGGGGGCGUGGCUUGUCUUGGCCAUCGCAGUUGACAACGUUUCGAUUCUCAUUGAAGGCGGCGGAAUGCAUCUCGACAACCUCGUCGGACAUGUGGCUUCUGGCUAUGAGAAGGUGGAGAAAGUUUUCAAACGAAACUUCGCCGACGGUUGGGAGCGAGAGGGUGCGUCGAUUACCGUAUACCAUAAGGAUCGAGUGAUUGUUGAUCUUCAAGGAGGAUAUGCGGACAAAGCAUCUGGAAGAAAAUGGACUCCGGACACCAGGACAGUUGUAUUCAGUACCACAAAAGCGGUUGGAGCAGUCUGUGUAGCGAUUCUGGUCGAUCGUGGGUACAUUAGUUAUGACGACAAGAUGAGCAAGAUUUGGCCAGAGUUUGCGCAGAACGGGAAGGAGAAUAUCACUAUUGAUUGGCUCAUGUCUCAUCGGGCCGGUCUCGCUGCUCUCGACAUGCCAAUUUCCAUCGAAGACGCCAACGAUUUCGCCAAAAUGAGUGAAGUCAUCGCCUCCCAAAAACCCAACUGGGAGCCUGGAACCAAAUCCGGCUACCAUGCAAUCACCUACGGCUGGAUCGUAGAUCAAAUCGUUAGACGCGCCGAUCCCCAAGGAAGAUCAGUCGGCAGAUUCUUCAAGGAAGAAGUCGCCGACGUUCACGGAAUCGAUUUCCAUAUCGGUCUUCCGCCCAGCGAAGAGCACACAGUAUCCCGGCUAUCUAUGCCUUCCACAAUGCACCUCUUCCGAGAAAUCGUCCACGAUCCUCGUGUUCUUAUCGUUCUCGCUGUAUUCAACUUGCGUCCUCCAAACUCUAUCGCUAGAAAAAUCGCCGCCAAUCCAACUUGGUUCAAAUUAGAGCAGGAUGUUAACACUUUCAACAACCCAACUCUUCAUGCUAUGGAGCAAGUUGCUGCUCUCGGAAUCACCAAGUCAAGAGACUUGGCUAGACUCUUCUCGUUGGUUCAACAGGGGAAGUUGUUCUCGAAGGAUCUUUUGGAGAAGUUCCGUGUUCCUCAAGUGCAAGGAAUCGAUGAAGUCGUCAUGACUCCAUUACCAAAAGGGCAUGGUUUCUUGUACGAGAGACAUCCAAUGAGCGGGAAAAAGUGGCUUGUCGGGCACCCGGGUUACGGUGGAAGCACCAUCAUGAUGGAUCUGGAUGACGGAAUCACCAUUGCUUAUGUUUCCAACGGCUUGAAAACCGGGAUGGGAGAGCUCACGAGAACCUAUCGUCACCUUCGAGAUGCAGUUUUUGAAUGCCUGGAAAAGCAAAAAAAUGGAGCCAGUGUCUUCAUCGAGGACGCUGUCCAAGCAGUAGCUGCUUAA